AUGGAUGCUCGGCGUUCCUUUACUCAGCCGCGCCAGUCGGUUUUCUCAGCAGGAGGGUCCGUUGUACCGCUGAACGAAGGCCCAGCAAACCAUCUAAGUUAUCUUCAUGCAACUGUUCAAAUGGUUGCGAGGUGUAGUUCCACUUUGGGAGAAAUAGCAGAUGAACAAAAAACGGAAGGAAUACAUGAUUUGGACCGGAUGAUGCGCAUUAUUGAGAAUCAGCGGCUCUUCGUGCUCAUUGAUGAGCCUCAACUCAAAGCAGCUCAAAACCAGCUGGAAGAUGAGAUCGGCCCACAGCUAAACACGUUGCUCGAGCGGGCUGAAAAAGCAAUCGAGGUGCUGGAUGCCAAAGAGCAGUCUCUUUUAUCUAGGGCAACUAUCAAGUCGAGUCAGGCAGCUGCGGUGGCCAAAGCUUCGGCUGCGGCUUCGAAACGUGGUGAUGCGCGCCGAUUACAGAUUCUACAAGCUCGCAGGGAGAAGGCAGAGAGAGAAUUAGAUGAGGUCGAGGCCGAGAUUAGAAAGAUGGAGGCCGAGCUAAUGAAGGGCUAA
Rhizoctonia solani is the source of this 549-nucleotide messenger RNA. Its product is annotated as SPC19 domain-containing protein. Gene Ontology annotation, biological process: attachment of spindle microtubules to kinetochore. The record is from RefSeq and is a predicted model, not a curated record. NCBI's taxonomy places the organism in Eukaryota, Fungi, Basidiomycota, Agaricomycetes, Cantharellales, Ceratobasidiaceae. Gene Ontology annotation, cellular component: spindle microtubule; DASH complex. Bases 1 to 549 code for a protein of 182 amino acids. The transcript is spliced from 5 exons.